AUGGUAAUACUGCAGUGUUUUGUCAACAUUUCUCACUGCAUUCACUACUGAUCUAACAAGUUGCGAAUCAAAGUCGUCGAUCAGUCUUCCAAAAGCAGUUGCCUCACAAAGACCUCGUAAUAAAUUGUCGUGGAUAGAGUUUCGAGCUCAUAAUCCGAGCUGCAGUGAUUAUGGGCCAGACGAAGAAUGAUUUUAUGCACAAUGAGGGAAUGCAAGGCACCUACAAAAUUUCUGUUCCUGAAAAGCAAGCUGACAAUGAGUCUACAGAUCCCAAAACUGAUAAACCAACAGGCAGAGCUCAAUGGGGCAACGACAUAGAGUUCCUAAUGUCCUGCGUCGCUUUCUCCGUCGGUCUCGGUAACGUCUGGAGGUUCCCGUACACCGCGUACCAAAAUGGAGGCGGCGCCUUUCUCAUACCCUACAUAAUCGUGCUCUUCAUCAUCGGAAAACCAAUCUACUACAUGGAGAUGAUCUUAGGACAAUUUAGUAGCAGGUCCUGCAUCGAAGUUUGGUCCGUCUCUCCCGCCUUCAAAGGGAUCGGAUAUGGCGUCGCUGUAAGCGUGUUUUCGGUGGUGACUUAUUACUGCUCGCUGAUGGCGUUGACGAUGUACUAUUUACUGGCAAGCUUUCAAUCGGUUCUUCCUUGGGCUUUUUGCUGGGAAGAAUGGGGUGACACUUGCUUUGACAGCAGUUCUCACAAGGAAGGGAAUGCUAGCAAGAGCAGCUCGGCUGACUUGUACUUUCGCAAAGUGGUUCUCAACGAAGCCGGAAUCGAAGACGGAUUAGGAGACCCAUCUUGGAAACUGGUGCUAACUCUCCUCGCUAGUUGGUCGUUCGUGUUCAUAGUGUUGAGAAACGGAGUGAAAAGCAGCGGUAAAGCUGCUUAUUUUCUGGCUUUAUUUCCGUACGUGAUUAUGAUAAGCCUGUUGAUAAGGGCAGUAACGUUAGAAGGAGCAGUGAAUGGUAUAAUAUUCCUGUUCAAACCAACCUGGGAGAAGAUACUUGAUCCUUCAGUCUGGUACGCCGCUGUGACGCAGUCCUUCUUCUCUCUUGGGGUCUGCUUUGGAGCUGUUAUCAUGUACUCAUCUUAUAAUCAGUUCAGCCAUAAUGUGUUAAGAGACUGCACCCUGGUAACAGCUCUGGACCUCUGUACCAGUCUCAUAGCAGGAACCACCAUCUUCGGCAUCCUGGGUAAUCUUGCCCACGAAUCAGGGAAAGAAGACAUCAGUACUGUGGUACGCGCAGGAACAGGACUCGCUUUCAUUUCUUAUCCAGAAGCACUUGCUAAGUUUACGGUGGUACCACAAUUGUUUUCGGUCCUCUUCUUCUUGAUGCUGUUCAUAUUAGGAAUCGGUACCACAGUUGCGUUUGCUGGAGUUAUUACUAGCAUCAUCACGGACCAAUUUCCUCGACUUCCGAACUGGAAGGCUGCUGGAGGGGUUUCUUGCGCUGGUUUCUUGAUUGGUAUCGUUUAUUGUACUAGAGGAGGCCAAUACAUAUUAAAUCUGGUGGAUUAUUUCGGCGGAACAUUCAUCGUCGUGUUUUUAGCUUCGUUCGAAGUGAUCGCUAUUUCUUGGGUGUACGGUGUCGAUAACUUUUUGGAUGACACUGAAUUCAUGGUCGGUUCGAGACCGUCGUUCUAUUGGAGAUUUUGCUGGGGUUUCUUAACUCCUCUCUCGCUUUUCUCUAUCUUGAUCUAUUUCCUAUCGGAGAUCAAACCUAUCAUGUACAAUGAUGAAUAUUAUCCAACAUCUGCUUAUGUUGCUGGUUGGUUACUUUUGAUACUAGGAGUGAUACAACUUCCCAUCUGGGUCAUUAUUGGCAGGUUAAAGCAAGGAAAAAGUGAAUCUUGUUUAGAUAUUCUGAAACCAAAUUCUGACUGGGGACCAAAGGACCCAGAAAAGCACAAAGAAUGGAAGGACUUCAAGGACUCCAAAAGGAUAGCAAGGAUGAAUCCCGACAAGAAACGAUCCAGGAUCGUCACUAUGUUAAUUGGAGAUAGAGAAUAAAAUAACUUUUGUACACAUCU
Molecule: messenger RNA, 2029 nt
Organism: Megachile rotundata (alfalfa leafcutting bee)
Lineage: Eukaryota; Metazoa; Arthropoda; Insecta; Hymenoptera; Megachilidae
Product: sodium-dependent nutrient amino acid transporter 1
Biological process (GO): sodium ion transmembrane transport; amino acid import across plasma membrane; nitrogen compound transport
Cellular component (GO): plasma membrane
Molecular function (GO): amino acid:sodium symporter activity; L-amino acid transmembrane transporter activity
Source: RefSeq, a predicted model, not a curated record